Messenger RNA from Astyanax mexicanus (Mexican tetra), 5648 nucleotides. It is a transcript of the gene arhgap4b, whose product is annotated as Rho GTPase activating protein 4b. Gene Ontology annotation, biological process: negative regulation of cell migration; signal transduction. Gene Ontology annotation, molecular function: protein binding. NCBI's taxonomy places the organism in Eukaryota, Metazoa, Chordata, Actinopteri, Characiformes, Acestrorhamphidae. Bases 1235 to 4132 code for a protein of 965 amino acids. The record is from RefSeq and is a predicted model, not a curated record. The transcript has 25 exons. Gene Ontology annotation, cellular component: cytoplasm.
GUCUUGCUGUUUUUAUCUUUGUCUUGCUGUUCCCUGUCUUGCUCUCUUUCUGUCAUAUAAUCUUUGUCUGUGUCUCUCUGUGUCUUGCUGUCUAACAGUCUCUAUCUCUGUCUUUUUUACUAUUUUAUCUCUCAGUCUUUUUGUCCUUCUGUCUGUGUCUUUUUCUGUCUUGCUGUUUUCUUGUCUCUGUCUCUCUGUUUUGCAGACUCACUGCCUUUUGUGUCUCUUUGCUUUCUGUCUUACUGUCUCAUUGUCCCUAUAUCACAAUGUCUCACUAUGUUUAUUUCUUCUUCUCUCUGUCUUGCUGUCUCACUGUCUCUAUCUCUAUCUAAUUGUCUCUUUCCUCGUUUUGCUUUCUUGAGGUCUCUCUCUCUCUCUCUCUCUCUCUCUCUCUCUCCCUCUCAGUGCACAUAGGCUCUCUUUGUGUGAAUGCUGCUCUGCUCUUUCCACAGGCAAUAUGAAAGCCCCCCUCAAUACCACUAUUAUCACAUCAUGCCAUAUGAAAUAGUCUGAGACCGCAUCAGCAGUUUAAGCUUAAAGCUCAGCUCUACCAUGAUACUGUGUGUGUGUUUGUGUGUGUGUGAAAGGGAGAGAAAGAGAUGAGUCAGUCCCCCACCCUCUCACAGGAAUAACUCGCUGCACUGACGCAACCCACAGAAUCCCCAGCAACGACUGCUCUGCUCCUUCAGUGAAACUGUCAUAGCAGCGGUAGUGAACUCUUCAGACAGACGAGGACAAUCCAAUUCAUCCCCUGGCUCAGGAACCAGAUGAAGAAAGCUAGCCAGCCUCCUGUCUGCUCUGUUCCGACGCUGAAGCCGUAAAACACACAGGAGGGAGAUUUCACCCUACAGGCAGAGAAGGAACAAACGCUGAGGGAACUGCUAACUGUAGCUCAGCUUGAGUCAGACAUAGACACACACACACACACACAGUUCUCUGUUCCGUUUCUACAGCGGGUACAGAAGAUCAAGGGGCAGAGUUGGAGUGGUUGUCCAGCGUGCGUUCAUACUGAAGUGACUGUAGCUCAGCACACUCAGAGCGAGAGACAAAGGGAGAAAGAAAGAAAGAGAGAGAGAGCGAGAGAGAGAGAGAACAAACACAUCUGUCUGCGACACUGUGGAUUUCCUCCUCGCUGUGUAGAAGAGCUGCAGCUGGAUUGAAGAGAAAGAGCAGACACAGGUCUGAGCCGUAAAACGAGACUCUCCCAGGACCACCCUGCUGCUCCUGCAGGACCAUGUCGUCGCACGGGAAACUGAGGAAGGAAAAGGGGAGUCUGGCAGAGUACGAGAACCAGAUCAAAGAGGUGCGCAGUCAGCUGUCAGAGCAGCUGAAGGUGUUGGAUGCGCAGCUCGAGCAGAAGACACAGCAGCUGCAGGAUCUGAGUGAUUACCUGCGCAGGCGGGGAGAGAUCGAGGCCGAGUAUGCGCGCUCUCUGGAGAAACUCAGCGAGAGGUUCACCCUCAAGACCAAAAAGAAGGAGCAGUCUGAUCAGUCUGUGGCUCAGAGCUGGACGGUGUUGCUCACUCAGACUAAGCAGGAGAGUCGAGACCACAGUUCCCUGAGUGAGCUGUGCAGCACCACCCUCACCCAGCGCCUGACCCACUGCAUCGAGGACACACACCGCCUGGCCAAGAAGAGUAAGGAGGUGGGGCUGCAGAUGCAGGAUGAGCUCCUGAAGGUCACCACAGAGCUGCAGACGGCUUUAAAGACUUAUCACCAGUAUCACACCGAGUGUCUUGCUGCUGAGGGCAAGCUGAAAGAAGCCACGAGACUGGAGGAAAGACAAACCGGCAAGUCAUCCGACCUCGGCCUCGGCCAAUCAGCAGGGCAGAGGCGCAGCUCGGUGAAGAAGAUAGAGAGGCUGAUGGAAAAGCGGCAAGGGAAAGUACAAGAGACUCAGCUAAAGUGUACCAAAGCUCGGAACGACUACCUGCUCAACCUCGCAGCAGCCAACGCCGCCAUGAAUAAGUACUAUCUGGAGGACAUAUGCACUCUGAUUGAUUGCACAGACCUCGGCUACCAUCUGUCUGUGUCGAGAGUCAUGCGCGGCUACCUGUCCAACAGGAACCGGGCUCAGCAGAACCUGAAGAACGGCCUGCAGCAGCUGGACGCUUCAGUUAAUGGUCUGGACCAGAGUCAGGACCGUGACGCUCUGCUGCAGGCCCAUAAUACAGCAUUCUGCCUGCCUUUCCGAUUCCAGCACCAGGCACACGAAGGUGACCAGGUAUGCGAGGUGAGUGCAGACUGUCAGGUGAGGUAUGAGAUGGAGACAAGAUUCCAGCAGCUGCAGUCCAGGCUGGCCUCCGUUACCCUGGAAACAGAGGAGGUCAGUAAAACCCUCAAGGCAACCCACACUGCUCUACUGGAUAAUAUCUGUGAUGACGACUGUAACCCCACACCUGACAUCUCAGCCACCCUAUCGCUGGAGAGCACAGGUGAUGGCCCCGGCACCAAGCAAAGCCUGGCCAAGCGCAGAGCCAAUCAGCAGGAGACUGAGAUCUAUUACUUUACUAAAGUGAAAGAGUACAUGAUCGGCAGCUCCCUCAUCUCCAAACUCCAGGCCAAACAUGACCUGUUAAAGGAAGCCAUACAGAAAGCUGAGUCCAUCGACAGCGAUCCCUCAAGAAUGCAGCCUGGUAGGGCAGUGCGUGUGCGGAAAGCCAGGCCUUGCUCCCAGUACAACCACAAACUCUUCACUGGAGACAUGAUCUCCUUCAUCCAGAGCUCCGGGCAGCAGAUCCCCCUGGUGGUGGAAAGCUGUAUUCGCUUCAUCAAUCUUCACGGUCUGCAUCAUGAGGGAAUUUUCAGAGUGCCAGGCUCUCAGAGUGAAGUCAAUCACAUCAGAGACGCGUUUGAAAGAGGGGAAGACCCGCUGACAGACAGCGAGUGUGACAUUGAUUCCGUAGCGGGGGUUCUGAAGCUCUACUUCAGAGGCCUAGAGAAGCCUCUGUUCCCCGAGGAGUUCUUCAAUCAGCUCAUGGAGUGUGUCCAGAUUGAGAACAUGACGGAGAGAGCAGCUCAGAUAAAGACAGUGGUCUCAUCCUUCCCUAGACCCAUCAUCAUAGUAAUGCGCUAUCUCUUCGCAUUCCUCCAUCAUGUUUCUCAGUACAGUGACGAGAACAUGAUGCAGCCCUAUAACCUGGCAGUGUGCUUCGGGCCAAGUCUGCUGAGAGCAGCCGAGUCGGGCGAUGCUGUGACCCUGCAGCCCCAGAUUAAUGCACUGGUCAAAACCCUAAUCCUCCAGCAUGAGAGCAUCUUUCCCGGCCCUUCUGAACUACCAGGACCUGUGUAUGAGAAAUGCAUGGCACUGGAACAGGAGUACUGUGAACCCAUUACAGAAGAAGGUGAAGGAGAUGCAGAACAUGUUCCGAGUGAAGAUGAAUGGGAGGCAGUGGCUUUGUUUGAUUAUGUUGCACGGUCUGCAGCCGAGCUGUCAUUCAAGCAGGGGGACCAUGUCACACUGCACAGCAAAGCCUCUGCUGAUUGGUGGAGAGGAGAAGUGGGAGGAGUCAAAGGCCUCAUCCCUCAUAAAUACAUCAGCGUCUCUGAGGGAGCGGAGAGAAAGCAGGAGAGAGGGAAGAGAGAGGACACCCGGGGUGGUAGCACAGGGAAUCUCAAUGAGGAGCAGCAACAGUCUGAACACAGUACUCGCAUGCGGGUGAACAGUGACAGCGCGUCUCUACCAGGGAGGCAGAGGACCGGUAGUGGAGGUGGAGGUGGGAUUAUAGGAGGAGGAAGCAGUGGGAAUGUGAGCCCAGUACGGAAGCUCACCCUGCAUGUCCCCGAGGGCCGACUCAUCCUCCCGCCUCAGUCACCUGGGGCCACGCGCCAAGUCUCAGGUUCGCAGGAACGCAGACACACUCUGGACAGUCUGAGGCCUAUCGGCGGACCAGCAGACAGACAGACGGUGCAUGUCGACAAGGAGAUCAGUCGGCAGAUGAAUUCGGUGUUUAAGGAGCUCCUGUCCCGUCAGCCUCCACAGGAAAGUUCAGUCCCUCCGUCUCCUUCCACCACGCCCUCCUCCUCCACUCCCUCUGCCUCCACCGGCGCUAACCGCCAGUCAGUGAAGAAAGUAUCGGCCUUCAGCCUGCGCGGCCGAGGCCUCUUCAAACCUCCUGACCAGCAGGACUGAUGGAUGGAGGACAGAAAGAAGGAUGAUAAUUAAGAAGAAGGGAAGGAUAAUUGCAAGUGUACUGAAAAGAAUCAGAAAAUCUAUUUUUCCAAACAUGUAAUAUGAUAUUCUUGGAAACCUCCAUUAUCCGGACCUUUGGUUUAUGAAAAAAACAUGUUUGGUUUGUGUAGUUCCAGUAACAGAGCCAGUGACUGGUGAUGAUGACGAUGAUGGUACUUGUUGCAGUGACCCCACUGGUCACUGGUGAUGUUACUGUUUUGUAAAGGGUGCAGGCUAAGGUAAAGCAGGCACACUUUUUUUCAUCUGUGAUUUUCCCCAUUACCCCCAAUGUCCAGUCAUUGCAGUGAUGUCCAGUGGAGUGGCUGAAUGCUUUCACUGUAGUGCUAUCACUGUUUAAUUUUGAUGAAGACUCGUUGGUUUCUAGUGGACAGCAAGUCUAAGUGCUCAAAAAGCCACUGCUGUGUUUCAUCAGCAUACUGGGAACGUCGUCUGUGACUGGGAAGAGUGCACACAGCUGUGAAUGCGGGAUCCUGACAGUCGUCUGUCAGAUUUAUAACAGCUGAGGAAGAAAAUUAAGCUUACAUUGAUUUUAUUUUAGGCGGUAAACUGGAAAUUAAUAUUUUUUUGACAAUAUAAAAGAUUAAUUUUGAAUUUUCCUUUAUUUUUGCUAUAAUUUAGGUAGAUUGUUUUUUUUAACGACCUGAGCUCAUUAUUUGUUUUCCCUAGAGAUGGGGAGACCAAACAGAUCCUUUACAGCUGCAAGCAAACAGACAAAAUAUAGCAGCAAUCUCAUUGUCGGGUUUAUGUUUCCGUAAAUGGAAAAGUUGGUGUGCAGUGUUAACGGAUACAGAAUUGGUUAAUCCAUUGAAAAUCUCGGAAUAUGCAUUUUGAAUUUGUACUAGUUUGGUCUUUAUGUUGGUAACUCCAUACUUUGUCUCUAUUUACUUUUGGCUGGCUCAUAUGUGAAUACACCACAUGACAUUUUUAACUGUACCUUGGUGAAUUACGUGAACACACACGAACACGCACAUAUAUAACCAUGCAAAGACACUGGGAAUGGGAACAGGUGUGAUGACCAAAAUAAGUGCAGCUCAGUAGCCACCUAUUCCCCCAUGAGUCCAUUUACUCUGUCGUGUAUGGAACCCUGACAGACAACUGUGAAGACAAGUGUCUCCCAGACACGCCUACAGCUCAGGAGUAGCUAUAGAGAGAGAGUGAGAGAGAGAGAGAACAAGAGGAACUGGUAGACUGUAGAACUGACCAAACUGUGAACGAAUAGGUGCCAUCGCAGGACGUCCACUCACUCCUGUCAAGCCCUAACAAACACACAUACAAAAAAACAUACAAAAACACCUCCCUGCUCCUGUUCCAAUCCUCCUACUCCUCCUCCUUUUCCUCAUCUGCUACUCACUGAUGCAUCAUCUUUCGCUUCUCUGUUACAUGAUGUCAGCAAAAUUGUUGUCAAAUGAAAUCCAGUAUUAUCACAAUAAAUAAUAAAUUAUGUCGAUCCGGAAAA